Messenger RNA from Schistosoma rodhaini, 1393 nucleotides. NCBI's taxonomy places the organism in Eukaryota, Metazoa, Platyhelminthes, Trematoda, Strigeidida, Schistosomatidae. The record is from the annotation of a GenBank genome assembly.
AGCACACUAAAACACUAUAUUAUUCAGCUACACCAAAAUAACAGCGGAAAAACAUAGAAUGAGGAAAGCUGACCACCAUUGCUUACAAAGAUGGUGAAAAUGAUAGCUCCCGCUUCAUUCUGAUUAGUCGUUAAGUUCAUUGUCAAAAUUACAAACCGUAGCCUUACUUUGACCUUCAAGUGCUCAGUGACCUCCAUCAGUGGGCAACACCACCGGAUCGUCGCCUCAUCUUGGUGUGAGUUGCACUCAAAAGGUGACAUUAUGAAAUCAGAAGAACUAAGCCGCUUGAAAAGUUACUUUCUUAAAAAUUCCCGUGUUAAAGAUUUUUCUGGUUAUGGGGGAAAAAUACAUACACUUGGGUGGAAUUGCAGUGGGUCGAGGUUAGCAUCUGGAUCAUCUGACAAGCUUGUAAAUAUAUACUCAUUAGAAUCUACAAGAUUAACAAAAGUACAUAGUUUCCGAGGACAUAACGAAAGCGUAGACCAACUUUGUUGGCACCCAUCAGAUAAUGAUGUAGUUGCAACUGUGGGUGCGGAUAGUGCUAUUCGUUUGUGGGACUGUCGGACCAAAAAAGAUCCAAUCACAGCACAAUGUAAAGGAGAGAACAUUAAUUUGGCAUGGUCACCGGACGCACGUUACAUCGCUGUUGGUAGUAAAACAGAUUUGGUUUCAUGGUUUGAUUUGCGUGCAGGAUUCAAAGUGGUACAGGCGGAACAGUUCACUUCAGAAAUUAAUGAAUUCGCCUGGAACCCUAGUGGGGAAGCGUUUCUUUUAACCACUGGUCUUGGAAGUAUAUUAGUCUACAGUGGGAAACCGGGUGAUAUGAAACGUGAGGCAAGUAUCCAAGCUCACCCAGUCAAUGCAAUGUGUCUGCAAUUUUCACCAACAGGUCAUCAAUUUGCUGUUGGUAGUGCAGAUGCUUUAGUGUCCAUUUGGGAUGCAGAUGAAUUUGUUUGCUUACGUACAUUAUCUCGCCUAGAAUGGCCAGUACGUACUUUGGGAUUCUCGUAUGAUGGCAAGUUAAUCGCUGCAGCUAGCGAAGAUCAUUUCAUUGAUAUUGGCCAUGUGCAAACAGGUGAACAAGUCUAUCAAGUUGGAACUCAUGCAUCAGCUACAUUUGUACUUGCUUGGCAUCCUCGACAGUAUUUGUUGAGUUAUUCAAGUGAAGCAAAAUAUGAACGAGAUCAAGGUGUUAUUCGAUUAUUUGGUUUAGUAAAUGAUGAUUUAUAAAUAUUUUUGGUGUAAAAAUAAAGAGAAGCGAGAUCAUAAUGAUGAAAACAUCAGAAAAUAAUCUCUUAUUUGUAAAUUGUAUAAAAUUGUUAACUAUCUAAAGACAAACAUUUUUUAAUGAAAACUGUUGUGGAUUCAUUAAAAACACAUUUAUGUAUAGUGA